AAAAAAGUGGGAAAAACUACAAUUCCCAUAAGACCACACAAAGGGGCCACCAUUACGCAUGCGUAGGUCCCUCCCUUUAGCUUUGGCUUCUCAGCGCGCUCUUCUCGCGCAUGCGUUCUCCGAUCGGUCUUCUUCCGACAGCUUGCCCUAGACCAGAGUUGGUGGCUGGACCUCCUGCGACUUCCGAGUUGCGAUGCUGUACUUCUCUUUGCUCUGGGCGACUCGGCCUCUGCAGAGAUGUGGGCAGCUGGUCAGGACGGCCAUUCGGGCUCAGCACAGCAAGGCAGCCCAGACUCAGACUGGGGAAGCAAACAGGGGCUGGACAGGCCAGGAGAGCCUGUCGGACAGUGACCCUGAGAUGUGGGAGCUGCUGCGGAGGGAGAAGGACAGGCAGUGUCGAGGCCUGGAGCUCAUUGCCUCAGAGAUAUUACGGGGGAGCAGAGGUGGUGGAUGAAAUUGAGCUGCUGUGCCAGCGCCGGGCCUUGGAAGCCUUUGACCUGGACCCUGCACAGUGGGGAGUCAAUGUCCAGCCCUACUCCGGGUCCCCAGCCAACCUGGCUGCCUACACAGCCCUUCUGCAACCUCACGACCGGAUCAUGGGGCUGGACCUGCCUGAUGGGGGCCAUCUCACCCAUGGCUACAUGUCUGACGUCAAGCGGAUCUCAGCCACGUCCAUCUUCUUCGAGUCUAUGCCCUAUAAGCUCAACCCCAAAACUGGCCUCAUUGACUAUGACCAGCUGGCACUGACUGCUCGACUUUUCCGACCACGGCUCAUCAUAGCUGGCACCAGUGCCUAUGCUCGUCUCAUUGACUACGCCCGCAUGAGAGAGGUAUGUGAUGAGGUCAAAGCACACCUGCUGGCAGACAUGGCCCACAUCAGUGGCCUGGUGGCUGCCAAGGUGAUUCCCUCGCCUUUCAAGCAUGCGGACGUCGUCACCACAACUACUCACAAGACUCUUCGAGGGGCCAGAUCAGGACUCAUCUUCUACCGGAAGGGGGUGAAAGCUGUGGACCCCAAGACUGGCCGGGAGAUUCCUUACACAUUUGAGGACCGAAUCAACUUUGCCGUGUUCCCAUCCCUGCAGGGGGGGCCCCACAAUCAUGCCAUUGCUGCAGUAGCUGUGGCCCUAAAGCAGGCCUGCACCCCCAUGUUCCGAGAGUACUCCCUGCAGGUUCUGAAGAAUGCUCGGGCCAUGGCAGAUGCCCUGCUACAGCGAGGCUACUCACUGGUAUCGGGUGGUACUGACAACCACCUGGUGCUGGUGGACCUGCGGCCCAAGGGCCUGGAUGGAGCUCGUGCUGAGCGGGUGCUGGAGCUUGUAUCCAUCACUGCCAACAAAAACACCUGCCCUGGAGACCGAAGUGCCAUCACACCAGGGGGCCUGCGGCUUGGGGCCCCGGCCUUGACUUCCCGACAGUUCCGUGAGGAUGACUUCCGGAGAGUUGUGGACUUUAUAGAUGAAGGGGUCAGCAUUGGCUUAGAUGUGAAGAGCAAAACUGCCAAGCUCCAGGAUUUCAAAUCCUUCCUGCUCAAAGACUCGGAAACAAUUCAGCGUCUGGCCGACCUCAGGCAACGGGUGGAGCAGUUUGCCCGGGCCUUCCCCAUGCCUGGUUUUGAUGAGCGUUGAAGGCACCUGGGAAAUGAGGCCCACAGACUGGAAGUUACUAUCCUCCCCACACCUAGGCCAGUGGAAUAGAAAGCCUUUCUAUUUUCUGGUGUGGGACGGAAGACCUCUCACUUAGGGCAAGAGCCAGGUGUAGUCCCUGUCCCAGAAUUUGUAGCUGAGAAGAUUUUUUCUUUUUCCUUUUUUGGUAACAAGACUUAGGAGGACCCAGGUGCUUUCUGCUGGAACCCGUCAUGAUCACAGUGUCAGAGACUCGUGCUCUUUCUUGGGGGAAGUUGGGGAGUGCCCUUCUGAGCCAGUGGCAGGCAAGAGUGGGUGGGCAGUCUCCUUCCUGUUUUUAUCUAAUAAAAUGCUAAACUGCCCUGAGUUUCCAUUACUGUGGGUGGGGUCCCCUGGGCCAAACA
Molecule: messenger RNA, 2029 nt
Organism: Sapajus apella (tufted capuchin)
Lineage: Eukaryota; Metazoa; Chordata; Mammalia; Primates; Cebidae
Gene: SHMT2
Product: serine hydroxymethyltransferase 2
Exons: 11
Coding region: 111-1628 (505 amino acids)
Biological process (GO): response to type I interferon; tetrahydrofolate interconversion; purine nucleobase biosynthetic process
Cellular component (GO): cytoplasm; nucleus; mitochondrial inner membrane
Molecular function (GO): mRNA regulatory element binding translation repressor activity; serine binding; protein homodimerization activity
Source: RefSeq, a predicted model, not a curated record